GAAUUUCGAAAAUUAAAUUUUGAAAAAUGGGAAAGAAAGAUAAAUCUGGUGGUCAUGGUAAUAGCAUAGGCAGAAGCCUUAUAAAGGACCGAUUCGGUAGCACCAAAGGCAAAAAAAUGGUUGCUAAUAACUCGAUGCUGCACACUACAGAAAUACAGGACGGAUACGAUUGGGGCCGUCUGAACUUACAAUCAGUAACUGAAGAAUCGUCUUUUCAAGAAUUCCUCUCUACUGCUGAGCUAGCUGGCACAGAUUUUCAAGCAGAGAAACUGAAUAUCAAAUUUGUCAAUCCAAGAUCUAAUGUAGGAUUGUUAACUGCUGAUGAACUGAAAAGCGCCAAAGAUGCCCAUAACAAAUAUAGAACAGCCCUGAAAAUCCCCAGAAGGCCAGACUGGGAUGCAAGCACAACUGCAGAGCAACUGGACCAAAAUGAAAGAGAACACUUCCUAGAAUGGCGUCGGUCUCUGGCACAGCUUCAAGAAGAUCAAGGCAUCCUAUUGACACCCUAUGAAAAAAACUUGGAAUUCUGGAGACAACUGUGGCGUGUUGUAGAACGUAGUGAUGUAGUUACCCAAAUUGUUGAUGCAAGAAAUCCACUUUUAUUCAGAUGUGAGGACUUGGAAAAGUAUGUCAAGGAAAUAUCUCCUGACAAAAUGAACAUGGUGUUAAUAAACAAAGCAGAUUUCAUGACUGAAGCACAGAGGCAAGCGUGGGCAGAUUACUUCACUUCCAUCAGUGUCAGGGUAGUAUUUUUUUCAGCUCAUCUAGCUGCAAUGGAACCUGUAGUAGAAGAAAAUGAGGAAGCUGAAGAAGAAGCAGUUGCUAGCCAAGAAGAGGCUGAUGAAACAGUUGAUUUAGACAGUGUUAAAGAAAAUGUUACCCAAUUGGAAACUGCAGUUGAGAAAAAUGCUAAAACUUUGAGUACUAUCAUGGAUAAGAUUGAAGAAAUCAUUGGUAAAACUAGUUUGGCAGGAAAGUGUGUAGGGCCAGGAGAAAAUUCAUGUCAUCUUUAUGAUAAAGAAGAGCUUAUUGAAUUGUUGAGGACUAUUCAUGAAGGACCCAAGGUGACAAAAGGUCUGACAACCAUUGGCCUGGUAGGUUAUCCGAACGUCGGCAAAAGUUCCACCAUAAACGCCCUUUUGUCGGCCAAAAAAGUGUCUGUUUCUGCAACCCCUGGCAAGACCAAGCACUUCCAAACCCUCUACUUGGAUAAAGACAUCCUCCUUUGUGACUGUCCCGGUCUAGUGAUGCCCAGCUUUGUCUUCUCCAAAUCUGAGAUGAUUUUGAAUGGAAUCCUUCCCAUAGAUCAAAUGAGGGAUCAUGUGCCUCCGACCAAUUUGUUGACUAGUUUGAUUCCCAGGUAUGUGAUUGAGGAAAAAUAUGGGAUAAUGUUGCCGAAACCAAUGGAAGGUGAAGAUCCUGAUAGGGAUCCUACAGCUGAAGAAUUGCUCAAUGCAUAUGCUUAUAUGCCUAUCCGAAGACAUACAGAUCCGAUCCACGUGAAGAGAAUAUGGAACGCCAUAAGGGCCUCCACCCAUGCUAGGGUGGCUGCAGAUGUGCCAAGGAUCACUAAGCACUUGCAGAAUGUGGGCGACUAUACGGCCGACCAAGUGGAGCUGCAUAUAAAACAAGCUCUCAAUGAUAAACUGAUCAUUCCAAACAGAAAAUCAGAAUCCGGAAAUCAGACUUACAGAGUAGUCGCUCAAGACUUGCCCGUACUGGACGGCAAAGACUGGUACUGCUUCGAAUGCCACCUGGCGGGUGACGUUACCCCGUGCUCGCAGUGCCACAGGGUGUUCCACCAGGGCUGCCUGCGGGGCGCUAGAAACAAGUUCGACGUUCAAAAACAGACCAACAACUACAGCGAGCUCAAAGACAACACUCCACAGGUGGCCACUCCACAGGUGGAAUCUGUCACUGUCAUUGACGAUGACGAAGACGUCUCUAAUAGAAACGGAGAUCGUUCGGAAAAAGAGGCGGAUAAAUCGAAGGAGCCGGUGGAUAAGAGAACGUUGGAGUACGACGAUGGUCUGUGUUCCAUUUGCAACAUAUACAGGAUCGAUAACAGCUGCGAGAUGGACAAGGCGGAGAUCAACUAUUUGUUGAAGUUUGUUUUACAAAGAAUAAGAGCAUGGUUGCCCAAUACGAUCACUCACACGCUGGCAGUGGAAACUGGGCCGGAGUGGUUGAAUGACACAGAGCUGGCUUGGAGGGCCAAUCAGCUAUUCUUCGAGCAGCUGGACAUGUCCGUCAUCGAAAUUAAGCUCAAAACAGUGACGUAUGUCAUGUUUUCGGAGUUUCUCGCUGACGUUUACAAUGUCCACCACAACGUCGCUGUAUUUCACGGCAAAUCUCAAGAAUACGGCGCCGCAGAGCUGAUGCUUCGCGACACUUUGCACGACAUGACCGAACUGAAGAACUGCGUGGAUUGCUACAGGCACAGCAACGAGAAAAUCAACAGCAAGUGGUUCUGUCUGCCCUGUAGGGUACCCCACGAGCUGGUCUGGGCCAAACAAAAGGGAUAUCCCUAUUGGCCGGCAAAAGUGAUCAAGGAAACUGACACGCAUUAUGACGUACGUUUUUUCGGCGGUAAAUAUGAAAGAUCGCUGCUCUUGAAGAAUUUCGUCAAACCCAUUGGAAUUUCGAAGGAGAGUUUACAGAUAAAACCGACAGCAUGGUUCAACAGAUCCUAUGAUGAACUGAAAUACCAUCAGAAACUACUGAGAGACCCUGUAGAGGCUGAAAAACUGAAGGCAGAAAUAAAAAACAAGAAAAAAUCCUCUCCAAAACCAAAAAGUUCCAGUUUGAAUAAUUCUAAUAGCAAAAAAACUCCUAAAAACAAGGCGAGAAAAAGUAAUUCUACUCCGAAAUCUACUCCUAGAUCUACUCCUAGAAGCUCUAGUAUUAGUCUGAAAGAGAGUGAAUCAUUUUCUGAAGACUCUCCCACAGCUUCUACUUCUUCUUUGAAAAGAAAAGCUGCAGAUCCAAUCACUUCUGCAGAUGAGGCUACUGAUCAAAAGCAUAGACCAAUGGAAAUUGAACCCAACUCUACCAUUUCCGGAAAUAAUGUGAUAGAUAUUUCUGACGAAGAUGAAGAUGAUCAGGAAUAUUCAUUCAGAGAAAACCUAUCCGCCGAAAAUUUCAGUCUGGAUGAACCCUAUGAACAGGUGACAAGUUCUACGGAAAAUUUCGGGAAAAUGCUUUCUCCCAGAAGUGAGUCCAGUAUGCAACCCUUAGACCAACCAUACAGUGAUUCUGUGGAAAAGAUGAGGAGAAAAUUGGAGUGUCUUCCAAAUAAAAAGGAAAUCAUAAAGUGUGCCAUGGAUUGCAUGCAAAUCGAAAUUGAUCGUAUCACAAACGAUCAUAAUGAGCAUUUGAAGAGACUGUUUGAAUCUCAUAAUCAGCAAAUAUCAGAAACAAAGAAAAAACAAUGGUGUUAUAAUUGUGAACAGGAAGCUAUCUACCACUGCUGCUGGAACUCUGCUUACUGUUCACAAACUUGUCAACAACAUCACUGGCAAGCAGAACACAAAAUAGUUUGUAGACGCAAACGUCCAAUAUCAUUACCAUCAGAAUUAGAGGUUUUACCAUGAAAUGGUGAUUUUCUUGGUCUCAAAAGCUGGGAAAUUGAAUGAGUUUUUUUGAAUGUUUUUUUUGUAAUGAAACAUUUCCAAUUGUAGGAAGGGGUGAAAAUGCUAGUUUGUAAUGUUUUACUGUCUUCAAUUUUUGUGAUCUGUUGCAAGGUUUUUACAGAGGGGGCCAUAUUAUCACCCAGCAUGUAGGUUCUUUAUUUUUAUAGUAUUUUUCCUACUGUCAAAUAUUUAGAAAAGAAAAAACUUUAUACAAUUCUUUUAUUUGGACUUUUAAGUAUAACUAAUGAUUUUUUAUCAAUUCAUGCAUGAGAAAUAUCAAUUGGAAAUGUAUUUUUGUUAUCAAAAAGAACUUUUUUUAUUACUGUUCUACAAAUAAGAAUACCUAAUUGUUAAUCAGAUAUAUUCAAUAAUAGAGAAAUAAAGUAUCACACUU
Molecule: messenger RNA, 4026 nt
Organism: Phaedon cochleariae (mustard beetle)
Lineage: Eukaryota; Metazoa; Arthropoda; Insecta; Coleoptera; Chrysomelidae
Source: the annotation of a GenBank genome assembly